GCAUACACACACACAUGCGUACAUCUGAUUUUGGGGAGUGAAUUUUUUUUGCGAUUUGAAUUGGUGUAUCAAUGAAAAAUAUGCAGAGCCUAUAACCUGCCUGGGAUACAGAACCUACAACACCCAACGAUGUCAUCGGCAUUGUAUUCUAAUAGUAGAUACAGUAUAUACACAAAUAAUUGCAGGCUGAAUGUCGUCACUGCAUUUAUCAAAAAGAAUAAUAAUAAUACCGACCUCGCAAAUAGUAGGAACAAAUUCGCAGUGAAUCCAAGUUUAUCUUGUCGAACACUGUCAACGCAUCGUUAUUUCAGCACUCAACAGAAUGAAAAUUUUAAGAGACCCUAUAUUCCACUUAUGGACUAUCCUAGAACAUUUGAUGUAGGAUUCUGUGAAGCGGUCAGAUACAAUAGGACCUUAAAGUAUCAUAUGGCUAAAAUCGACCGAGAAUUUGACUAUAAGGAAUUUAAGAAAGGUUCAAUCAAAGCUGUACUUACUGUAUCAAACGCUUUGUCUCUUGAAGAUUAUGAGAGUUUGGAAGGCCUCGUUACCCCGGACGCUAUAAAGAUUCUAAAAGGCAAUGUAUCCCGGAUGAGCAAGGAGCAAAAAGCAGAGAUUGCCAUGGAUGGAAAAAAAUUUCUACUCUGUCAAUCUAACAGCUCUAAUAUCCGGGAUGAUAAAUCAUCAAAGAUUGUCGAAAUACUGAUGUUUUACCAUUUUUUUCGAAAUUGGGAAAGUAUACCAAAACCUGAAAUUGCGGAAUCAAUAUCCUCGAUCCAGCUGGGAGAUUUCCGGCUUGCAGCAAUGCGUGACCCGAAUUAUCCACAGAACACCAUUUGUUGCAACUACAGAUUUGUCAGACACUACGGCCAUAUGAAUAGUUCAUGGCUUAUUGAUGUAGUGAAUCAUUUCAGACUGUGUGAUGUGAAGGAAUGAAUGUGGUACAUAAUGAGGAGGAGUAGUGACACAUAAGUGCCUGAUCGAGUUUGUGAAUCCUAAAACCGUCAAAUAACACCUUGGCUAGGUGCAGAGUUGGUUUG
Messenger RNA from Diprion similis, 1037 nucleotides. RefSeq lists its product as uncharacterized. NCBI's taxonomy places the organism in Eukaryota, Metazoa, Arthropoda, Insecta, Hymenoptera, Diprionidae. Gene Ontology annotation, biological process: protein insertion into mitochondrial inner membrane from matrix; inner mitochondrial membrane organization. Gene Ontology annotation, molecular function: ribosome binding. Gene Ontology annotation, cellular component: mitochondrial inner membrane. The record is from RefSeq and is a predicted model, not a curated record. The coding region runs from base 130 to 933 and encodes 267 amino acids. The transcript has 4 exons.